Messenger RNA from Pistacia vera, 1461 nucleotides. Its product is annotated as mitogen-activated protein kinase homolog MMK2. The transcript has 6 exons. Gene Ontology annotation, biological process: protein phosphorylation; intracellular signal transduction. Gene Ontology annotation, molecular function: MAP kinase activity; ATP binding. Lineage: Eukaryota; Viridiplantae; Streptophyta; Magnoliopsida; Sapindales; Anacardiaceae. The record is from RefSeq and is a predicted model, not a curated record. Gene Ontology annotation, cellular component: cytoplasm; nucleus. Bases 215 to 1339 code for a protein of 374 amino acids.
UCAGACCUUGGUCAAAGAAUACGAGUAGAGAAGUUGACUUUGGUCACGGGUGACCCAGGCUAUUGCAGUUCAAAAGGUUUAGUUCACAACCGCUUUCCACCUACCGGCACGCCCUCCCUCCCUUCUCCUCCAAAUUAGCUUUUCUAUCUCUCCUUCCUUACCAUCCUUCUCCGUUUGGAUCCGAAUUUCGUAUUCGGAGCCUAGGCAGAGAGAUAUGUCAGCUGAAUCCAGCUCCGGUUCAAGGGACCAUUCCGUCGUCAAAGGUAUACCUACUCAUGGUGGACGUUAUGUCCAGUACAAUGUCUACGGUAACCUCUUCGAAGUUUCUAGAAAGUACGUCCCUCCAAUUCGCCCCGUUGGCAGAGGCGCGUACGGUAUUGUUUGUGCUGCUGUGAAUUCUGAGACGCGGGAGGAGGUUGCCAUUAAGAAGAUUGGUAAUGCAUUUGACAAUAGAAUUGAUGCUAAGAGGACAUUGCGAGAAAUUAAACUGCUUCGACACAUGGAUCAUGAAAAUGUUAUUACCAUCAAAGACAUCAUACGACCGCCACAAAGGGAGAACUUCAAUGAUGUAUACACAGUUUCUGAACUAAUGGACACUGAUCUGCAUCAAAUUAUACGAUCCCACCAAGAACUGACAGAUGAUCAUUGUCGGUACUUUCUGUAUCAGUUGUUACGAGGGCUGAAAUACGUGCAUUCAGCAAAUGUUUUGCAUCGUGAUUUAAAACCCAGCAAUUUGCUCCUGAAUUCAAAUUGUGAUCUUAAGAUUGGAGAUUUUGGGCUUGCAAGGACGACCUCAGAAACAGAUUUCAUGACUGAGUAUGUUGUCACUCGUUGGUACCGAGCACCAGAACUGCUUCUUAAUUGUUCAGAGUACACUGCAGCAAUCGAUAUUUGGUCAGUGGGUUGCAUACUUGGUGAAAUUAUGACAAGAGAACCCCUGUUUCCAGGCAAAGAUUAUGUCCAUCAGUUGAGGCUGAUCACGGAGCUUUUAGGUUCACCUGAUGAAUCCAGCCUUGGGUUCCUACGAAGUGAUAAUGCCAGAAGAUAUGUUAGAAUGCUGCCACAGUACCCUAAGCAAAACUUCUCUGCUAGAUUCCCUAACAAGUCUCCUGGUAUAGUUGAUUUGCUAGAGAAGAUGCUUGUCUUUGAUCCAAACAGGCGGAUUACAGUUGAUGAAGCUUUGUGCCACCCAUAUUUAGCACCCCUUCAUGAUAUCAAUGAGGAGCCUGUUUGUCCAAGGCCAUUCAGUUUUGAUUUCGAGCAUCCAUCUUUUACUGAAGAAGAUAUCAAGGAGCUCAUCUAUAGGGAAUCUGUAAAAUUCAACCCAGAUCCAAUGUGAUAAUGUGUUGUAGAUGAAGUAUACUAUAAAUGACCAUUGGGUCCUCCAAAUUGACAAGAUAAAAAAUUCGAUGGAGAUAUUGAUAUUCAUCUAACAAUUUAAUUGUUAUGAGUGUUCAUUCA